Mollisia scopiformis is the source of this 2221-nucleotide messenger RNA. RefSeq lists its product as uncharacterized. NCBI's taxonomy places the organism in Eukaryota, Fungi, Ascomycota, Leotiomycetes, Helotiales, Mollisiaceae. Gene Ontology annotation, biological process: regulation of transcription by RNA polymerase II. Gene Ontology annotation, molecular function: DNA-binding transcription factor activity, RNA polymerase II-specific; RNA polymerase II cis-regulatory region sequence-specific DNA binding. The record is from RefSeq and is a predicted model, not a curated record. Bases 323 to 2161 code for a protein of 612 amino acids. The transcript is spliced from 3 exons.
UGUCCCACGAAACGUCGAUAAUUUCGUCCCGCAUCAUCCAGUCGGCCCCAGACAAAACACCUCGACGAGCAUAUGUAUCAUCACUCAACCCACCAGUACAACUAUUAGACAGUUUUUGGCCCGUCCAAGCUGUUGUCCAGUCACUCUCUGCGAGCAAUUUCCUAUCCACUCGAGCAUUCCGAUCUUCCGGCCCUUUCGGUCCCAUUAUAUCAAGCCACUAUACGAGCAACGUUUCAAACGUAACUAAUAAACGAACGGAAAAAUAUAUCCCAGGUUGAAUACCCAUCGACCCAAAAGAGUUCAGAAACCAUCAGCACUCGCCAUGGAUCACUCAUACCACCACGUCCAAGCAAUGGGACAACAGUCCCCGUUCUUCUACUAUAACCCAGACCCAAAACCCGACAACCGCCAACAUGGCCAUUUCUCGCAGCAGCCGAGCAACAUCCAUGUCCCAGUAUACCACCCCCAUGUGCAGCCUAUGCCUUCGACUCCGAUCUACUCCAGACCGAAUUCCGCAUGCUCACAGCCACCGAUGCCUAUGCAGAUGUACAACAACGGAUUCCCCAUGAACAUGACGCCCAUGGCAUCACCACGUCCCAUAUACCAGAAGCCAACCAUCUUGGUCCAGGAGCACACCCCUCGAUUGAUGAUUGAAUCCGACACUCGUGAUGGAGAGAUGUACUACUACCCAUCUACACCGCCCCUGUCAGCUUCAGGAAGCAGCAUCAGCAGCCCAUCCAACUGUGAAGGUCUGCCAACCCCCAUGAACACCAUGUUCUUUGGCUUCGAGGGAUUCGAGGGCGUGAAGGCAGGAUGCCAAGGAGAAGUUCAAUCCGAGAACCUCGCAGGUGGCGAAUGGGCCCGAUGUGGGUCACCUCCCAUGACACCAGUGUUCAUCCAACCUACCUCGCUUAUGAGCAACGGGAACGCUAAGGAACUCCUCUCUGCGGCAUCUUGUCCCUCACUUUCUCCAUCCCCUUCCCCUUACCCACGAUCUGUCAUUUCAGAACAAGACUUCGACUUCUGCGAUCCGCGCAACCUGACUGUUGGAGCUGGACAAUCACCCAACCCACCUGUCACCAAGACAACAGUCCCCACGGAAUUUCCUCAGCUCCCUACACUCUGCGCAGGCGACGACGAGGCGCAUCAGUUUAUGCUAGGAGGCGAGACGUACAAUAAGGUUGCCGAGACUCAGGCGAAAUUCAAUUUCUCCACACAAGCGCACAACCACGGUCUACCUACAUUCGAUCAAUACUCCGAUCUCGACUCGGAAGAAGAUUUCGUCAACGGCCUUGUCAACUUCCCUACCAUUGAGAACGUCCAAUUCUUCGGUGCCAAGAGACAACGAACCAACUCUGGCUCUGACCUCCUGUCGUUAGACCACGAGCAGUUCAUCAGCGAAGACGAGUUCGAGGACUUUGAGGAAUUCGAAGAUUCAGAGCAAUUCGCAACUGCUUGCCUGCCUUCCCCACCCGCAUCUGGGUCCGAAACCGAAGUCAAGAAGGAGAAGCGCAGCAAGAAGUCCAAGAAGGCUUCGUGUGACGAGGAUAGCACCGAGUUCGACAACCUCGUCAGGUCUCGCAAGUACACCGUCCCAAUGAACGCUGCAAGCGGAGCCCCCCCUCAACAAACCGGCGAGGGACAGCAAACCUCGACCGCCCCCAGCCAAUCUGGUUCAUCCGAAGCUGCUUCAACUAGCAAUGCUAUGGGCACCGGCUCCGAUGCAGGCAACGCUCAACCAACUGUCAACCGUCGUGGACGCAAGCAAUCCUUGACAGAGGAUCCAUCCAAGACCUUUGUCUGUGAAUUGUGCAACCGAAGAUUCAGACGCCAAGAACAUCUCAAGAGACAUUACCGUUCCCUCCACACCCAAGACAAGCCAUUCGAAUGCCAUGAGUGCGGCAAGAAGUUCUCCCGCAGUGACAACCUCUCCCAACACUCUCGCACACACGGAAGCGGUGCUAUCAUCAUGGGCGUCUUGGAAGAUGGCGAGCUACCCAGCGACCACCUUGAGUCGGCCAGCGAUGGUGAGCACAUCCAACAGUUGGGCAAUGUUCUCUUCCGUGUUGCAGCCGGUGCAUCUGGCAGCGACACUGAGGCUACCUCCGACAGCAGUGGAAACGACGGCCAAUCACGAAAGAAGCGCAAGCGUUCCGAAUAAUGGACUCAAACGGGAUGAAUGAACAAUGAGUCCGAGGGGUACGCCAGAUUACGAGUCUCA